Molecule: messenger RNA, 1938 nt
Organism: Adineta steineri
Lineage: Eukaryota; Metazoa; Rotifera; Eurotatoria; Adinetida; Adinetidae
Source: the annotation of a GenBank genome assembly
AUGACGAAACCAGUCUGCGAAUUAUCAUUAACAUUAUCAAGCGAAAGAUUACUUAUGCAAUCAUUAAACAAUACAGAAGUAUCUCAUCCGACUAUAUCUUGUAUUCAUCAUGAGUUUGUAUAUCAAGUGAUGAGACAUCCACAGAAACUAGCUGUUGAACUAGAUGAACAAUCAUUGACAUAUUGUGAACUCUUGUAUUAUGUGCAAAUAUUAUCUUUGAAUCUAUUGAACAAAUACUUUGUAAAGUCAGGAGAUAUUAUUUGUCAAUGUGUCGAACGAAGUUUAUCAAUGGUAAUUGGUAUAAUGGCAAUUGAAAUGAGUGGUGGUAUUUAUUGUCCAUUAUCACCUCGAGAUCCGCAACAUCGUUUACAUUUCCUUAUAGAACAAACACAAUGCCAUCUCGUUCUUGUUCAUUAUCUAACCAAAACUAAAUUUGACAAUAAUGUUUUGUUACUUGAUACUGAUGUAGUACUGGUUGAUAAUGAUGUAAUGAGUAAUGUUGGUGUUGAUAGAUUAUCGAAUGUAAUAAUGACACCGGAUAGUAUAGCUUAUAUAGUUUUCACUAGUGGUUCAACUGGAACACCUAAAGCGGUUCCAGUUCUGCACGGGAAUUUUAAUGAAUGUAUGUAUUCAUUAGUUAGUGGGAACGAGUUCACCAAAGAUGAUACAACUGUGCAAAUGUCAAGAUGUUCAUUUGAUAUUCAUGUUCAAGAAAUACUUGGUAUUUUACUACAGGGUGCUACUGUCGUUAUGCUUCAUCCAGGAGGAACUAUGGAUUUUGAAUACUUGUCACACGUUUUAGAAAAGAAACAAAUAACAUGUAUGGGCACUGUACCGACUUUACUCAAUAGCUUUUUCACCUUUCUUGAGCAAUACGAAACUCGUAAUCCUAUCAAAUAUCUUCGAUCACUUUGGUGUGGUGGUGAGCCUUUCUCUACAAAGUUAUUCAAUUUAAUCAUUAGUAUGAACAUAUCAAAUUGUUUUUUAUGGAAUCUAUAUGGGCCAGCUGAGACCACUAUAGUUGCUACUUUUCAUUCUCUGAACUUAAAACUUGACACGAAGAGUAUUCCAAUUGGGAGACCACUUUCAAAUUAUCAAUGUGUCAUUUUUGAUGAAUAUCUACAAAGUGCAGUCAACGAUCAAGACGGUGAAUUACUUGUAGGAGGUGUUGGUGUGUUUGCUGGUUAUCUUGGUCGUGAUGAUUUAACUGCAAGAGCUCUGAUUGAAAUAGAUGGUGAACUAUUUUAUCGAACAGGUGAUCUUGUUACAAUGGAUAACAAUGGUCUUCUUCAUUAUCAAGGACGGAAAGAUCAUCAAAUCAAACUUCAUGGACAAAGAAUUGAACUUGGCGAAAUCGAACGAUGUUUGCUUAACAAUACAUCUAUAUCUGCUUGUGUUGUGAUGAAAUGGAAUGAUGAUUAUUUAGUUGCAUAUGUUCAAAGUUCUGAUAUGAAUGAAGAAGAACUACGUGAACAUUGUCAAUCUCAUCUUCCACCACAUAUGAUUCCAUCAAUAUUUAUUAUAUUUGAUAAAUUACCUCUGAAUCCAAAUGGAAAAGUAGAUCGAAAACAACUUCCUUCACCCGACUUUUCUUUAUCGACUUUGUUAUCGUCCAAUAAAUCUGAUACUCCUCUUAAUCAGUUCGAAGAACGUAUACACACUAUUUGGUGUCAAGUUCUUCAUUAUAAUGGAAGUUACAUUUCUGGAACUACCAGUUUUUUUAGCGUUGGUGGUCAUUCACUUUUAUUUAUUGAACUUUAUCAUCGUUAUCAAUCAGUAUUUAACUUUGAUACUCAUUCACUCUCAAUUGGUCCCUUUCUUCAGCAACCAACUAUUCGACAACAUGCACAACUACUUCAGACACUUCCAUCCAAUGAUACACAGACAACACAAUGGCACACACUACACAGAAAUCAAGGUAAAACAUUUUUGAAUUAA